Molecule: messenger RNA, 3861 nt
Organism: Adelges cooleyi (spruce gall adelgid)
Lineage: Eukaryota; Metazoa; Arthropoda; Insecta; Hemiptera; Adelgidae
Product: neprilysin-1-like
Exons: 14
Coding region: 639-3119 (826 amino acids)
Biological process (GO): protein processing
Cellular component (GO): plasma membrane
Molecular function (GO): metalloendopeptidase activity
Source: RefSeq, a predicted model, not a curated record
UCUUCGGCCAUUCAAUUUGCUUGACGCCCCCCUAAGUUUACGCACAAUCGAAUCGUCGACAAUAUCAAUAAGCGACACAGGUAGCGGACGUCCAGUUGUGUUAACGUUUGUUUUUUUUUGCCUUCGAUAAACUACAGAGACUUCCGCUUUUGCCAGUCCGACCGCGGACGAUUUGCAACAGUACUCUAGCCACAGGGACAGUCGGAAUCCGUUGAAGGAUUGUGAAUUUAUCCGUCUGGAAGGAACCAGCAUUGAUUGGUACCCGUGCUGAGAGAAUCAGCGCGAAAAAGUAAGCGCGUGCCCAUAGCGAAAGUAGUCGAAGGUUGUCGAAUGAUAAUAAUAACAAUAAUGCCUAAGUACAUCAGCCGAGUUCAUUCGCGCACAGCUCACAGGUCAGUCGGCUUGUUUUUUUAACGCACAACAGCCGUUGCUUGUCUGCCGAUAACUUCCUUUGAAGUGUCUCGGGAAGUUAGUCGCCGCCAGUGCCAAAUCUACCAACAUCUCGGCCAUCAAACAAUUUAGUUUUUUUGUUGUCCACAAUGACCACAAUUCGCUUUGUAAUUGUCUGCAUAACCAUCGAAAACCACGUGGACUUUGAAAAUCGGCUGUAAUUAAAAAAACGAAACCCACACCCAACGAUGACGAACAUCUCGCCAGACAUUACACCUGCCACGUGCAUAGAAGGGUCGUCUUUGGCUCAGCCACCUUGCAGUAGCGGCGAUCCGGAAAUGGCAAGCGCCAAAGACAAGGAAACCACGAACAACGGGUACUUGGGCUGCCAGUAUCCGACGUCUCUUUUGCCGGAAGUCCGGGUGAUAUCGGCCGACGACCGACCGAACACGUGCAAGUUCCGGAUCCGCGACGUCAGCCCUAUGGCCGAGCCUAAGCACAAAUUCGGAUCCACCUGUUACCGGAUACUGGUGCCCGAGACGGUGACUGAGAGGAUAAUACUGUUUGUGUGUCUAAUCAUUUUGUUCACGUUGCUUGCCUCGCUGACAUACUUGGUGGUCAAGAUCGAUUGUAUAUACUGUACAAACACUACAAAGGAAAAGCCUAAAGUUAAAGCGUUGUUUAACCCAAACCAAAAGAUCUGCAUGAAGGAAGAAUGCGUCAAAACAGCUGCUUCAUUGCUAUCUGCUAUGGACCAAUCAGCUGAUCCGUGCGAGGACUUCUACCAAUACGCUUGCGGUACUUGGGACAAAAGACACUUGAUACCGGAAGACAAGAGUAGCAUCAAUACAUUUGAAGUACUUGCCGAUCGCUUGCAAAUUAUUUUAAAAGGUCUGUUGGAGGAAUCGGUCAAUCGGUUUGAUAGCUCAGCUACGAUAAAAGCAAAAUUGUUUUACAAAUCUUGCAUGGACAUCACUCAAAUCAGGCGUGUCGGAGACAGGCCUAUUCGGGAACUUUUGAAAUCACUUGGUGGUUGGCCGGUGGUGGAAAAAAAUUGGCAACCGCCCGAUUACGGUAUUGAAGUAUUAUUAGGUCGACUAAAAAAAGACUUUAACGAAGGAAUUAUGAUUGAACAAUGGGUCGGUCCGGAUGACAAGAACUCUUCUAUUAACAUCCUUCAGUUGGAUCAAAUGCAACUAGGUUUGCCGAGUAAAGAUUAUUUUUUAAAGGACAGUAGCGCCGAAGCAUUGCAAGCGUACCAUAAAUACAUGACUGAAGUAGCAGUGCUAUUAGGGGCUAAUAAAUCCACUGCACCUUUGGAACUUUUAAAAAUAAUUGAAUUUGAAAUUGAAUUGGCAAAUGUUACUUCGGCGGAGACUGAUCAGCCAACGCCAGGGACGACUUAUUGGAAACUCUCGUUAAAUGAACUCCAGAACCAAGUUCCAGAUAUCAAUUGGUUAUUAUACUUCAGGAAUGUUUUGAAUUUUAAUAUUGAAGGCGACGAGCUCGUCGUCAGUUACGCCAUGACAUAUUUUACACAACUAGGACUUCUAAUGAAAAAAACUGAUAGAAGGAUUAUUCACAACUAUGUUAUUUGGCGAUUGGUUCAAAGCACGGUGCUUCCCCAUAUGAUAGACGAAUACCAGUACAAGAGGUUAGAUUUUAAGAAGAUUUUGUUGGGCAUUCUUAGUGAACGGAGUAGAUGGAGAGAUUGUGUGGAUUGGACUAACAAACAACUUGGAAUGGCAGUUGGGGCGUUAUUCAUAAGGGAUAAUUUCAGCUUGGAAAGCAAAGUAACGGCCAUGGACAUGAUCCAAUCGAUUCGUGAAGCGUUCAAUGAGCUUCUUAAUGAAAAUGAAUGGAUGGAUGAUGAAACAAGGGUGGUUGCUAGAGAAAAGGCGGAAGCUAUGAAAGAACGGAUAGGCUAUCCAGAUUUAUUGACAGACCCCCAUGAAUUAGACAACCAAUAUAUUAUGUUAAAUGUUACCGAAGAUCAGUUUAUUGUAAACGUGUUUAACGUUUUACAAUUUGAUGCUUUGCAAAAUUUGGAAAAAUUGAGACUACCAGUCGAUAAAGAUAAAUGGUCAACGGAACCAGCAAUCGUCAAUGCAUUUUACAAUCCCAAUAAGAAUCAUAUAGUUAUCCCCGCUGGGAUACUUCAACCUUUAUUCUACAGCCAACAUUUCCCCAAAUCGCUAAACUAUGGCGGUAUCGGAGUGGUGAUCGGUCACGAAAUUACCCACGGAUUUGACGAUAAAGGCCGGCAGUUUGAUAAAAACGGUAACUUGCUCGAAUGGUGGGAUUCCGAUACUAUAGAAACGUUCAGGGAGAAGGCGCAAUGCAUGGUAGACCAAUACUCCAAGUAUAAAAUGCAAGAGGUAAACAUACAUGUAAACGGACGUAUGACACAAGGUGAAAACAUAGCAGAUAAUGGUGGACUAAAGCAAUCGUUUAGGGCGUACAAGAAAUGGGUAGCAAAGCACGGAGAAGAACCUUUGUUGCCGGGUAUUGCUAUGACACACGAUCAGCUAUUCUUUUUAAAUUACGCGCAGAUCUGGUGCGGCUCGAUGCGCCCCGAAGACGCUUUGACAAAAGUAAGGUCGUCCGUACAUUCACCAGGACCAACGCGUGUCUGGGGCCCGUUGUCGAACUCGGUUGAUUUUGCCGAGGCGUUCGGAUGUCCCCUCGGAUCCCGGAUGAACCCCGUGGAUAAAUGCGUAGUUUGGUAGUAAAAGAACAAAAAAAAAAACAACAAAAUUACUACCAUAACGUCUUUUUUGUUUACUUGUUACAAGUUUUAUCUAAUCUAAACCCAUUAUCUCUUAUCGAACGAUAUUGCAAUAUUCUCACGCCAUAAUAUUCACUGUUUACACACUUACAAAUAUAGAGCGUAGUAUACACAUUAUACAAAAAACGUCAUCAAUAUACCAACACAAAACAAUACAAACUAUAUAAUAUAAUAUAACAAUAUAGUGUAAUGUUUCAUAACUAUGACAUAUUAUAUAGGUAGUAGAUUCCUGUCAAUGUGAUAUGUGAUAACCAACUACUCUUUUUGUGCUUGUAUUGUAGUUAUGAACAAAAAAACUACAACCUAAUAUUGUUAUAUUGUCGCAAAUCGAAAAAAUUAAUUAUAUUUAAAUGAUUUUAUAAUACUUCACAUAUUUUCAAUUUUCCAUCGUAAGCUAUACCAACGAUGGAUAAUGUUUUUAACAUAUAUACAUUUGAUAUAUAUAUAUAUAUAUAAUUUUUAUUUGCCUAAGGAAAUUCGGUUUCUGAAUAUAUUGCUAAACAAUUUCAAGUUUUGUGUAGAAUAGUUUAACCGAAAUGCGUGUAAAUGAUUCGGAAAUGUUACCAUGUAUUUACUUAAAUUAAUAGUUAGUUAAUAAAAAAUAAAAACUCAUUUAAAAUUAUAUUUUUGACUAUUUGCUUCGAUAAAAUGUAAAAUAUUAACUAGAUAAUAGCUUGGUAAUA